GGCCGAGCCCCGUCAUCGAGGGAAGGAGGAGUUAAAUUCCCCUGCCUUUUAAUCCAGUCCUGCUGGUUUCCCUGCACAGCCAGGCAGCAGGCUCCUUCCCAUGCGGGCACACCAUGCCCCAGCCUCACGUCAUGCAGAUGUCCACCAGCCACGCCACCUACGGCGUCUGCGUGGUGGGCACCGAGGUCUUCCUCGACACGCGCCGAUCUACCCCCAAAGCCGCCACGUCAUUCGACGUCCACGCCACCUCUGCGGUCACGGUCCACAUCAUCCACAGCCCCACGACAAAGCCCAUGAUUGACUCCAGGUGGCCCCUGGACCCCGACAUCGAGGUCGUAGUGACCAUUGAUGUCACCAGCAGGACCGUCAAUGACAAUAAGGUUAAGAUCUCCUACUACGGCCGGGAGGGCAACGAGCUGGCGGUGGCCUGGCUGUACCUCACGUGUGUCGAUGUGUCCCUGGACGUGGACUGGAGCCGGAGCGGCCGAGUGAAGAGCAAAGGGAAGGACAAGGCCAAGUGGACGUGGGGCCCGGAUGGACAAGGUGCUGUGCUGCUGGUCAACUGUGACCGGGACAGCCCCGGCAUGGGGGGGCCGGACAGCGGCCAGGUGGACAUACGGACCCCUGCAGACCUGCAGGACAUGUCCAUGAUGCUGCUGAGGACCCAAGGGCCCAGCGCCACCUUUGAUGAGUACCAGGUGGUCCUGCACGUCUCCGAGACAGACGCGGAUAAAGUGCGGGUUUUCCACGCCAUCCGCAGUGACUCACACACCCACUACAAACCCGUGUUGGGGCCCGACAAGCUCUCCUAUGUGCUGGACCACAUCGGCAACGGGGAGAACACCUUCUACGUGGAAGGGUUGGCCUUCCCCGACAGGGGCUUCUCUGGGCUGGUCUCCUUCAGCGCCAGCUUGCUGGAGGUCCCCCACAAGAACUCCCCGGGCACGCCGAUUUUCACGGACACGGUGGUUUUCCGCGUGGCUCCCUGGAUAAUGACGCCCAACACCCAGCAGCCUCUGGAGGUUUUUGUCUGCAGCAUCAAGCAGGGCUCAGACUCCAACGAGGCCUUUCUGGAAGGGCUCAGGGUCCUGCUGAAGAAAGCCAACUGCAAGCUGACCAUCUGCUCGGAGCAGGACACCCGGAGCGACCGCUGGAUCCAGGAUGAGCUGGAGUUUGGCUAUGUGGAAGCACCACACAAGACCUUCCCCGUGGUCUUUGACUCUCCCAGGAACAGGGGAUUGAAGGAUUUUGCCUUUAAAAAGAUCCUGGGCCCCGAUUUUGGCUACGUGACCCGUGAACCCCCUGGGAAAAACGUCACCAGCCUGGACUCCUUCGGCAACCUGGACGUCAGUCCUCCGGUGACGGUGCGGGGGAAGGAGUAUCCCUUGGGAAGGAUCCUGAUCGGCAGCCCCCUGCCCUGGGCCUCGGGCCGGCGGAUGUCCAAGGCUGUCCGGGAUUUCCUGUUCGCGCAGAAGGUGCAGGCGCCGGUGGAGGUUUACUCGGAGUGGCUGAGCGUGGGCCACGUGGAUGAAUUCCUCACCUUCGUGCCGGCCUUUGACAGGAAGGGAUUCCGACUCCUGCUGGCCAGUCCCAAUGCCUGCUACAAGCUCUUCAAGGAGAAGCAGAGGCAGGGCCACGGGGAAGCCACACAGUUCAUUGGGCUGAAGGACAGCGAGAGGAGGAGCAUCGACGAGAUCCUGGCGGAUGAGUCGCUCAAGAGCGACAACAGGCACGUGCAGCACUGCAUCGACUGGAACCGCAACCUGCUGAAGCAGGAGCUGGGCCUGAGCGAGCAGGACAUCAUCGACAUCCCGCAGCUCUUCAUCCUCAGGGGCUCCCGCGCCGAGGCCCUUUUCCCGGACAUGGUGAACAUGCUGGUGCUGGGCAGGCACCUGGGCAUCCCCAAGCCCUUUGGGCCCAUGGUGGGCGGGCAGUGCUGCCUGGAGCAGCGGGUGCGGGAGCUGCUCGAGCCCCUGGGCCUCACCUGCACCUUCAUCGACGACUAUUUCUCCUACCACGUCCUGUCCGGGGACGUUCACUGCGGCACCAACGUCCGCAGGAAGCCCUUCUCCUUCAAGUGGUGGCACGUGGUGCCUUGA
Messenger RNA from Myiozetetes cayanensis, 2099 nucleotides. Its product is annotated as protein-arginine deiminase type-1-like. The transcript is spliced from 16 exons. The coding region runs from base 114 to 2099 and encodes 661 amino acids. Lineage: Eukaryota; Metazoa; Chordata; Aves; Passeriformes; Tyrannidae. Gene Ontology annotation, molecular function: protein-arginine deiminase activity; calcium ion binding. The record is from RefSeq and is a predicted model, not a curated record. Gene Ontology annotation, cellular component: cytoplasm.